Aspergillus pseudotamarii is the source of this 1422-nucleotide messenger RNA. RefSeq lists its product as uncharacterized. The transcript is spliced from 2 exons. Gene Ontology annotation, molecular function: mannosyltransferase activity. The record is from RefSeq and is a predicted model, not a curated record. The coding region runs from base 1 to 1422 and encodes 473 amino acids. NCBI's taxonomy places the organism in Eukaryota, Fungi, Ascomycota, Eurotiomycetes, Eurotiales, Aspergillaceae.
AUGUGGCUUAACAGCUUCCAGCUUCACCUAGGUUGGAAACACAGACUAAUGGUGGUUAUGACUGCUAGCAUUGUAUUAUGGUUCUUGAGAAAGUACCUUUCUUUCCUAAUCGGUGAUUUCCAAGAUUUCAAGCAUAUCGAUAUCUCGGGAUUUUGCAAUAAUGGCAAUAUUCAAGACCUCGGGUACAAGAAUAUGAGGCAAACUGGCCAUAUUAGCGCGCAAAGAAGCAUCCCCUUGCAUAACAACAUCACCCAGAUAGCUAGUGCUUUAGCGUCACAUCCCAUGGUACGCCUUAACGAAAAUAAGGUAUCGGUGCCUGUCAACGUAAAUCCCAAUCGCUGGACCCAAUUCGCAGGUGCAGGGGUGUGGCUCCCCGAAUACAAUGUCUAUCUUGUUGUUUCCCGUGUGGUAUACACAAGGCCAGGUGUUUCAUGGCCCACAAUUAGCUUCCUAAGGGGACAAAUAUUUGACGAAGACUGGAACCACCUGGAAAAACAUACAAUAGAGUGGUAUGGCACCAAGAUGUAUUUUCCCAUGGUAUUUGAGAUACCAGCAGUGUGGUGGGAAGAGGGGGGCUUCUUCGGUCCAGAGGACCCUCGAAUAAUCUUAGACGAGGGCGUCCAAGGUGCCGAGCCGCUUAUUGUCUUUAACAUGAUUUCGGAUGGUGCAGGAAGUCCACGAGCCAUGUGGAUCCAUAAACCAUUCUCGAACUUUACGACGAUAUUGACAAUACGCAACGAGGAAAGAAGGCCUGUGGAGAAAACUUGGGCCCCUUUCUUUCAUAACGAGCCCAGUGCAGGUAAAAGAACCGAGACCAAUGAGUAUCUGCACUUUGUGUAUAGUCUCAGGCCUCUACAGGUGCUCAGCUGUAUGACUAGGAGUGGUGAGUGUGACUGGGUGUUCAGACAAGAAGUCCCAGAUGCUUUAGCAGAAUUGCAUGGAGAUACACGAGGAGAAAUGAGGGGCGGAACGAACUUUGUGCCAAUCCCUAUAGAUGGACAUUCGGACAUCCAGACGUAUAUUGGUCUUCCUCGAACGCAUCUUAAUUUCUGCAGUGCUGGUGCAACCUACCGUCCAGAAAUAACGGUACUCUCCGGCGUCGAAUCCAAGUUCCACAUCGCAUAUGCCAGUGUUGCAACCGAAUUCGGACACACCUUGCUUGAUGAGGAUCUCCUCAGUAAUCCUUGUAUUAAGGGUAAUAUCUUGAUACCUAGCAGCAUUGUACGAUGGGUCUACAACUCCAGGGAAGACAUGAUGGAAGUGUCAUUCAGUAUAGCUGACGAAAACAUUCACAUCCUCCGCCUCUACGGGGUGUUGAGUUUCAUCCGCAGCCUGCCAUACUAUAGCCGGUUCUUAGCACUUGACAAUCCACAUCAUGACGACGCCUCUCGCAAUUUUCGCUGGUCCGUGGUAGGGAACUAG